Messenger RNA from Eufriesea mexicana, 1214 nucleotides. It is a transcript of the gene Galt, whose product is annotated as Galactose-1-phosphate uridylyltransferase. Gene Ontology annotation, molecular function: zinc ion binding; UDP-glucose:hexose-1-phosphate uridylyltransferase activity. Gene Ontology annotation, biological process: beta-D-galactose catabolic process via UDP-galactose, Leloir pathway. Lineage: Eukaryota; Metazoa; Arthropoda; Insecta; Hymenoptera; Apidae. The record is from RefSeq and is a predicted model, not a curated record. The transcript is spliced from 8 exons. Gene Ontology annotation, cellular component: cytoplasm. The coding region runs from base 135 to 1214 and encodes 359 amino acids.
CUCUUAAAUUAUUUUACUAAGUACGCGAGUAUGUUGUUCGUGAAAAAAAUGACAUGUACUUUUUAAAUUAUUGUUAAUAUUAGAAAUUUUCCAAUACCAUAAUAAAACAUUUAUGUAAUUUCACCAAAGUACAAAUGUCUGCAUUAACAGGUGAUAAAAGCAAUCUGAAAAAUGGCUCAAAAGCAAUAAAAGAAGAAUUUGAUCCCAUUGAACAUCAACAUAUCCGAUAUAAUCCCUUGAAGGGAGAAUGGGUACUAGUAUCACCACAUCGCAUGAAACGACCAUGGGGAGGGCAGACCGAAUCAAAUAUAGAAGAAGAUCUCCCAGACUAUGAUCCUGAUAAUCCACUUUGUCCAGGCAACAUAAGGGCUAGUGGUCAAAUAACUCCAAUAUAUGAAAAUACAUAUUCAUUUGUCAAUGAUUUUCCUGCAUUAUUGGAAUCAGUUCCUAGCCCAUCAAAAUCAGAAGAUGAAUUAUUUCAGAUGGAUACUGCUAAAGAAAUUAAGCAAGUGGUAAAACGCUGGAUUUUUGAAAUGCUUGAAUUGGGAGAAAAGUGGACUUGGGUACAAAUUUUUGAAAAUCGUGGUGCUUUAAUGGGAUGUAGCAAUACACACCCUCACUGUCAAAUUUGGGCUAGCUCGUUCUUACCAAAUGAAGCUAAAAUAAAAGAUAGAUUUCUCAGUGAUUAUUAUAAUCGUAAUAAAAAACCACUUCUUAUAGAUUACGUGCAGAAAGAGCUUUUCAAAAAGGAACGUAUUGUAUUGGAAAAUCGAGAUUGGGUAGUUUUAGUACCAUUUUGGGCAGUAUGGCCAUAUGAAACUAUGGUAUUACCUAAGAAACAAGUUUCUAGGAUGCAGGAUUUAACAGAAAGUGAACAAGAAUCACUAGCAGUAAUUAUGAAAAGAUUAUGUACCAGAUAUGAUAACUUAUUCCAUUGUUCUUUUCCCUAUUCUAUGGGCUGGCAUGGUGCACCAACUGGUCCAUAUGUAAAACAAGAUUAUCCUUACUGGACUUUUCAUGGAAUUUAUUUACCUCCUUUGUUGCGUUCAGCAACUGUAAAGAAACAUAUGGUUGGCUAUGAACUUCUUGCACAAGCACAAAGAGACUUAACACCAGAACAAGCAGCAGAAAAAUUAAGAAAUUCAUCAGAUUUUCAUUAUAAACAUCCAGAAACAAGUUUAACUAGUUGUGAAAUAGAAAAAUAUUAUAAAUGA